UGGAUGCUCUUACUGCUCCUUUUUUUUUUCUCUCUUCUUCUUUUUUAAGCGUGUUUACCAAAGCUAGAGGUGCCCACUGAAGCAUUACAAAUGACCACUCCCCCAUAACAGAGCCCCAUCCCGCACCAACCUGGAGGAGAGAGAGAGAACUACAUCACUGGCCCUGAUCCUCACAGCGUUGGUCGCCAUCCAUCCCCUCUCCUCCUGUACCAUAACAGAUGGUGGGAACAACAUUGCAUCCACCGGGUACCACAACAAUAGACCGCAGCAUCGCGUCCAGACAUCACUGGCCUUCCACCAUCAUGCACCUAGUCCAGGACUGCGCGAGGCUGUGAGUGCCGUCGUGAUUUAUUUCACGCGGUACCCACACCACGGCCACGGAGGAACCUUCUUGCUACUGUUUGGGCUCUCUCUCCAUCGAGAAGGGGGAAGAUGGCCGCUAUGAAAAUAUUAACAGGCACAGGGCUCUUCUUGGCUUUCUGUGCGCUGGGGCUGCUGGCCAUGGCGAUCUGCACCGACUACUGGUACGAGACGGACGCCAGGAGACACCGGGAGAGGUGUAAAAACUAUGCCAACAAGAGGAACGACCCGGGUUACAUCUACAUUUCCAACCACAACCUCCCCCUCCAGAUGCCUCCAAGACGCGUGGAGAGGAAAGGUAACGGCCCAGAUGUGAGUGCUCUGAUCCGGGUUAAACGCCACUUUCUGGCCGCAGCCUCAGCCAUGGAGUCUCACUGCAGCCGCCAGUUCAACUCCACCAUCUCCGGCCUGUGGAGGAAGUGUCACCGGGAAGGAUUCGACCUGGAGACCGAGGACCUUAUUUACAAAGGAAUAAUUCAAAGGUGUACGCCAGUCAAGUAUCACUACUCCUCCUCCAUUCUCCCAAGAAAUUUACCCAUCAACAUCACAAAGACCAUACGGCAGGACGAGUGGCAUGCACUCCAUCUAAGAAGAAUGACGGCUGGCUUUGUUGGCAUGGCCGUGUCCAUCAUUCUUUUUGGCUGGAUCAUUGGAGUGCUGGGAUGCUGCCAACAGCAUGACCUCAUGCAAUAUGUAGCUGGGCUACUCUUUCUCAUGGGAGGAACAUGCUGCAUCAUCUCCCUCUGCACAUGCGUGGCAGGAAUCAACUUUGAGUUGUCCCGCUACCCGCGCUACAUGUACGGCCUCCCGGAGGACAUUAGCCAUGGUUAUGGCUGGUCUAUGUUUUGUGCCUGGGGGGGCCUCGGUCUCACAUUGCUGGCUGGCUUCCUCUGUACCUUGGCCCCCUCCCUGAGCACACCUGCUCGCACAACAACCCACAAGCCAAGGCAAGAAAAUGGAACCGUGUGACAGGACGGGUCCGCGGCAUCGUGAAGUGACUGACCCACUGAACGCACAAGCCACACCCCCCCAACCGUGAUGUUUAACUCUGAAACAGUUUUUGUCUCAUCACCGUCUCACGACACCUUCAACCUCGCCAUCCCCUUCAGUGUUCAGUGUGCCUGAGAUGUGACAGAAGGAGCAAAGUAACAAGUAUUCACAGCCCUUUCGAAAUCCCAGAGGAAACUCCAUGAACACUGAGAGUAACACCGUAACAUGUGACUGGGCCAUGGCUCUCUCUCUCGCACAAAUAAGACUUUUUUUUUUUCUGUUGUGGUCUUUAACAUGCUGACUUUAUGGAGAUCAAAAAGUGACAGUUUUCUCUGAAGAGAAUUUGUCUUAAAAUGGUGCUCUGUUUAAUCCAUAUGCCACAUAGAGACAAGCACACACACACACACACACACCAGCACAUAAUUUUCCACACACACUCAACCACUCUGGAUGAAUCAUGAGAGAAAUCCUCCUAAAGGAACAAACACAAACACCAGGCCAGAGCAUCUUGUCAGCAUUCCUCUUUCAGUCAAGUGAUGCGUGCUGUGUUAUUGUUCAUUAUGAAAAAAAAAAUUCUGGCGUUGACUGCCCAUCGCUUAUCUUUAGUGUAGCACACUUACUGAUAUGAGACAUAAGCCCCGGGGGUAGACGUCUGCAGCCUCUGCAGAGCACAGUAUGGAUCGAGCAGUGUGGUCAGUACGAUAAAAUACGCAGGAGCAAAUUUGCGUCAAAAAGCAAAUUAUUCUUUGAAGAUUCUGUAUGUACAAAAACGCAUCUCUAUGUAGAUCCUGAUCAUUGUUUGUGUAAAGUAGAUUUUGAAUAAGAAUGUUUGUUUUCUGUUUGUUUAGAGGUAACAAUGGCGUAUGCAGAGUGAGGAGUGCUGCAUCACGCAUGGAGGAAACAGAAGGAAAGAGUUAAACGGCAGCAUGAAUCCAAUAUAGGAUUCACUGAUGUUUUGUUGGACCAAACAAAAAAGAGUUCAGAAGUAAAACAAAGCAUUAAACCCCAGUAACUGCUGAGCUGUGACUUAAUGCUGCUGUGCUGUUACUGCUCUGACAGACCCAGUCUUUUGCUGACAGCUGUAUCAUAAUUUGACAAGCGCAAAACAAGAAACCAAACCAUGGAGGAAGUGUUUGAUUGCUCCAUUGUUUACCCCUAAUGUUGGUCAGCCUUUCUGUGUAAUACUCUGAAUACAAGCAAGCUAAGCAAUUUCAGGAGAAAAAAAAUGCAACUUCAGUGAUCCCACUUAAAACAGAAGCACAAGCUGUAUUAAAAAAAAAAGGAAAAAAACUCAUCUGCAC
Sphaeramia orbicularis (orbiculate cardinalfish) is the source of this 2651-nucleotide messenger RNA. RefSeq names its product transmembrane protein 276b (gene tmem276b). Bases 433 to 1329 code for a protein of 298 amino acids. Gene Ontology annotation, cellular component: membrane. Lineage: Eukaryota; Metazoa; Chordata; Actinopteri; Kurtiformes; Apogonidae. The record is from RefSeq and is a predicted model, not a curated record. The transcript has 4 exons.